CACUUACCACAUCUAACAAAAACAAAAAAUUUCUUGUAAACAAAAAUAGUUUUUGCAUCAUGGCUUCCGAUGGAGAAGAUGUUCACAUGACUCCAGUUGAUUCGUUGGCUUCUGGCACAGAUACCGAAGAAGAUGAAGAUAUCCAAACCAUGCGAUCGGCUGAAACAGAUGAUACAGAUGACGAUGAUGAUCUGGAUGUGGAAUUGGAUGUAGAGCUGGUGCCUGCUACACCCGACGAGGGCGAUGUGGAUGAACUGAUGAGACAAUUAAAGGACUACCAGCCAACGGUCCCUGAUGCCCUAACAGUUAACUUAUUAAAACAGGCUGGAUUUGGCACAGUGGACUCACAGCUUGUGCGACUUAUUUCUGUUUCAGCACAGAAAUUCAUUUCAGAUAUAGUAAAUGAUGCACUGCAGCAUUGCAAGACACGCAGCACUAACAUUCAGCACUCGAGCGGCCACAGUUCCAACAAGGAUAAGAAAAAUCCAAAGGAUCGUAAAUAUACAUUGGCCAUGGAAGAUUUGGUGCCAGCUCUAGCCGAUCAUGGCAUCACAGUCCGUAAACCGCAAUAUUUUGUUUAGAUUUUUUAUUUUAUAAUUAUACACUUAUAUAUUUUUUAUU
This is a messenger RNA of Drosophila willistoni, 621 nucleotides long. RefSeq names its product transcription initiation factor TFIID subunit 10 (gene Taf10). Gene Ontology annotation, biological process: transcription initiation at RNA polymerase II promoter. NCBI's taxonomy places the organism in Eukaryota, Metazoa, Arthropoda, Insecta, Diptera, Drosophilidae. The transcript is spliced from 2 exons. Bases 60 to 581 code for a protein of 173 amino acids. The record is from RefSeq and is a predicted model, not a curated record. Gene Ontology annotation, molecular function: RNA polymerase II general transcription initiation factor activity; promoter-specific chromatin binding. Gene Ontology annotation, cellular component: SAGA complex; transcription factor TFIID complex; nucleus.